GUGAUAGCAUGACCGCAGACCGGUGUAGCUGAUGCGUGCCAACUGUUUUGCUACGUGUCAUACGCGCUAAUCUGGUUUGUACCAGGAACUAAUUUCGCGUGGCUUUGUCAUCCGGUGCUCCUUUCUCGCGUCCGGUCGCCUCGUGCGUUCUCAAGCUGUAAAAGUAUGCGGCAGUUGAAGGGGAAAACGAAAGAGACGAAUAAACAGAAGAAAGAGCGGAAAAAGGAAUUCAUGGAAAAUAAGCAGCGAGUGUUCACGGUUGUGUUGCCCACCGUAGCUGCGAUAUUUGUGAUAAUAGCGGCAUACGUUUAUGUUAAAACCCCCAAAGGGACCAACUAUGUGACCUGCGGCUCCGUAUUGAAGUUAAUGAACGUGGACUAUAACGUGAGGCUGCACUCCCACGAAGUAAAGUACGGCAGUGGUAGCGGACAGCAAUCGGUAACAGGUACCAAUGUCAAAGAAGACGGUAAUUCCUACUGGAUCGUUAAAGCGGAAUCGGGAAAGCAGUGCAUCCGGGGGAAGCCGAUUAGAUGCGGAGAUACCAUCAGAUUGGAGCACAUUGCGACGAAGAAGAAUCUUCACUCGCAUCUUGUUAGCUCACCUCUGACUGGGAAACAGGAGGUCUCCGCCUACGGGGAUCACAAGGGUGAGGGUGAUAGCGGGGAUAACUGGAUGUUGAUAUGCCAGAAUGAUUUUUGGGAGAGAGAUGAUACGAUUAUGUUGAAGCAUAUCGAUACCGAUAAGUAUUUGGCUGUCACUGGCAGAACUUAUAGUUCUCCGAUUAGCGGACAAGUCGAAGUAGUGGGUGAAUACUCGCCGAGCAGUCCUCACACACAAUGGUCGGUAAUGGAAGGAUUGUUUAUUCAUCCUAACGACUUUAGAGCACAGCAUAAUCAGCAUACAGAAUUAUAAAGACAAUUUUUAUAAUGAUAGCUUUAGUCUACAAAGUAUGUACAUAUGCGUCGCAGAGUGCGUGAAUAAGUUAAGGAAAAAGUGCAGAAUUAUACUACCAAAAAAAGCAUCGUUCAAAUGUCAUUGAAUGAUGUUUUCUUCUCGUAAAGCUGCGCUUUCAAAACUUUCGAGAUAUUAAAUGUCAAUGUUACAUUUUGUUCGAGCAAAAAUUAUAGACAUUGGUUUAAAGUUCACAAAUGAAACAAUUAUAUUGGAUUGAAAUUUAAAUGUUCUCAGUCCUGCUAUCUUGUACUAUCGUCACUAUUAAAAUUUAACAUUUGGUGAUGACUCAUGUGUGUGAUUUAAAUUAAUAAAUAAUUUAAAAAAUUAAAAUCAGUUCUCAAGAAGAUAUUUAUAUCGAGCAUAUCUGACAAACACAAACGCAAUAUGAUUUCUACGGAAUACUUAUCUAAAGAUAAAAUGUGUUCACUUAGUUCAACAAAAAAUUAGUUUCUGAAUCGAACCUCAUAUUGAGAAAUAUGAGAAUUAAUUAUUACACGAUCUGGCAAGUGAUCUAGACCCAAUUUUCUCAACUAUAAGCAUGGUUGGAUUUUGAGUUUAGUUUUACCUGAUAGUAAUUUCUUUCUAGAGAAAAGUAUCUAUAUCUCAUUCUCAGAAAAAAAGCCAAACCGGAAAUUCUGGGUUUGCGUUUGUGUUUGCCUUAUUCUCUCAUAUCUUUACAAUGUCUGAAUCAGAAAAGCAAGCAGGUGUAGCAAAAAUAAAAACUUUUUAUCAUACUACGAUAUUCUCGCCAAUCAUAUAUGAAAAGCAAUAUUCGUAAAAUGGGAUAUUAUACAAUUGCAAAAGUCAGGUUCGAAAAAAAUGUAACCUGUUAGGAAACAUCUAUCGAUCUGUAGACUUAAUUAUUAAUAUCCUAGAAUAUUUGAUAAUUGUAAAAUGCGCUCAUAUCUGUUCUCUAUCAUGUAUGAAUGCGUAAAUAUGUUGUACAUAUGACUGUAUUUAUUGUUACACAAGUAUAUAAAUUAAGAAAUAUGUGUGUUAUAUUUAA
This is a messenger RNA of Temnothorax curvispinosus, 1960 nucleotides long. RefSeq names its product single-pass membrane and coiled-coil domain-containing protein 4-like. Bases 166 to 912 code for a protein of 248 amino acids. NCBI's taxonomy places the organism in Eukaryota, Metazoa, Arthropoda, Insecta, Hymenoptera, Formicidae. The transcript is spliced from 5 exons. The record is from RefSeq and is a predicted model, not a curated record.